Molecule: messenger RNA, 901 nt
Organism: Helianthus annuus (common sunflower)
Lineage: Eukaryota; Viridiplantae; Streptophyta; Magnoliopsida; Asterales; Asteraceae
Product: trafficking protein particle complex subunit 5
Exons: 8
Coding region: 141-725 (194 amino acids)
Biological process (GO): endoplasmic reticulum to Golgi vesicle-mediated transport
Cellular component (GO): TRAPPII protein complex; TRAPPI protein complex; TRAPPIII protein complex
Source: RefSeq, a predicted model, not a curated record
UUUCACAUACAAACACCCCACUUCUUUUAAUUUACUAAAAACUUUUCAUAUUUCUUCGCAACCAGAUCAACAAGAUCAGUCUACAAAUUAGUAAGGGUUUGUAGUUCUCACUUGAGGAAGCAAAUCACCAUUCGAAAACGAUGAUCGGGGCAGGGAAGAUGAAGCAAUACACAAAUGUUCUCGAUAAACCCCUUAGUAAAGGCAGACAAGAGGUGAGUUUAAGUGGAUUUGCUUACUUGUUUUCAGAGCUUGUUCAGUAUAAUCAGACUCAGGUUGACAACAUUGGGGAGCUAGAAAGGAGAUUGGAGGACGCGGGCUAUGCCGUUGGAGUACGAGUUUUGGAACUGCUGUGCCACAGGGAAAAGGGUAACAGAAGGGAGACACGUUUGUUGGGCAUUUUGUCCUUCGUACAUAGCACCGUAUGGAAGGUGCUUUUUGGAAAGGUAGCCGACUCACUUGAGAAAGGUACAGAACAUGAAGAUGAAUAUAUGAUUAGUGAAAAGGAGCUUCUCGUCAACAGAUUUAUUUCAGUGCCGAAAGACAUGGGGUCGUUCAACUGUGGUGCUUUUGUUGCUGGGAUAGUAAGGGGUGUUUUAGACAAUGCAGGAUUCCCGGCUGUCGUGACUGCUCAUUUUGUUCCGGUGGACGGUCAACAACGACCUCGAACAACUAUUUUGAUAAAGUUUGCUGAGGAGGUACUUCGAAGAGAAGCAAGGUUGGGAUGAUUUGUUGUUAUGUGUUUGUUGGCGGGCUUUGCAAUACUUAUAUACUUUAAAGAAUCAAAUUGUAACAAAGUUUAUCUAUCUACUAUUUGUAGCACCAAGAGUUACUACUCUUUUUAACAUUCAUCUUAGCAAUUGAAUGACUUUUAAAUUCUCAGGGAAGGGGAAUUGUUUUAGUA